Molecule: messenger RNA, 321 nt
Organism: Aspergillus wentii DTO 134E9
Lineage: Eukaryota; Fungi; Ascomycota; Eurotiomycetes; Eurotiales; Aspergillaceae
Exons: 2
Coding region: 1-321 (106 amino acids)
Source: RefSeq, a predicted model, not a curated record
AUGCAAGUAGCAGAAAUUCUCUCCGAUCUAACCUCAUUGCGAGUCUGUGAUCACAAUGAUGCCCUUGCUCUCGUCACCGUCAAUGAGAGAAUAGCAAAUCCAGGAAUAUUGGAGUCAGAAGAAAACCAGUCAAGUCAGGAUGCGAUGUCCAAGGAAGACGAAAGACAAAACGAUUAUCUGCGACGGGCAAAGGAACUGGUUGACCUGCACUAUGAAAUGAAGGCAAGACAUGGGCAUGGAACGGUGGAUGAGGAGCUUGCUCGUGCAAGAGAGGAUGUGAGUCGUGUGUUAUUAGAACUUGGAGCGUCAAAUACGAUGUGA